This is a messenger RNA of Echinops telfairi (small Madagascar hedgehog), 4501 nucleotides long. RefSeq names its product BLM RecQ like helicase (gene BLM). Gene Ontology annotation, biological process: DNA replication; double-strand break repair via homologous recombination; telomere maintenance. Gene Ontology annotation, molecular function: DNA binding; four-way junction helicase activity; hydrolase activity, acting on acid anhydrides, in phosphorus-containing anhydrides. NCBI's taxonomy places the organism in Eukaryota, Metazoa, Chordata, Mammalia, Afrosoricida, Tenrecidae. The record is from RefSeq and is a predicted model, not a curated record. The coding region runs from base 74 to 4354 and encodes 1426 amino acids. The transcript has 22 exons. Gene Ontology annotation, cellular component: chromosome; nucleus; cytoplasm.
GUGGGCGCUCUCGCCGCGGCGCGGGGAGUUUGGAUCCCGGUGCCGGCCCUUCCUUGCCUGUUGAGGGAGGAUCAUGGCUGCAGUUCCCCAAAAUAAUCUACAGGAGCAACUGGAGCGACAUUCCGCCAGAAAACUUAAUAACAAAUUAAGCCUUUCAAAAUCCAAACCUUCAGGUUUCACUUUCAAAAAGAAAACAUCUUUUGAUACUGAUGUAUCUAUAACCAGUGUGUCUGUAGCUAAAACACCUGUGUUGAGUGAUAAAGAUGUUAACAUUGCUGAGGUCUUUUCCUCCGGUGAGCCUCUACCUCGCACCCCAAGUCAGCAGACAAGUCUCCAUGACUUCUUUACAACUGCUCAAGGGAGACAGCAAGCCACGAGAAGACACUCAAAACCCAUGCCACCAGAUUUCUUGCAGACCCCACAGGAAAGUGUAUAUACUGCCCAAGGCACGCUGGCUACAAGGGAGGCCCAGGAUGUCACUUUCAAGAAAUUGGAGUUCAAUUCUUCAACAGAUUCUGCGAUGGCCAUCGAUGAUUGGGAUGACAUGGAUGACUUUGAUAUUUCUGGGACUUCCAAAGCCUUUGUUACACCACUCAGAACUCACAACAUAAGAGUGAGCACUGCUCAGAAAUCAAAAAAGGGCGAGAGAAAUGUUGUACAAGCACAGCUUCAUAAAGCAGAUAUGGUAAUGGCUGAGGUGACUCCUUCCUCUGCUGAAAGCAAGCAAGUGGAUUUGAUCGAAGAACAGGACGAUGACUCAGAAUGGUUAGGUAGUGAUGUAAUUUGCAUAGAAGAUGAGCUUCAAAGUGAGGAGACUCAGGACAGUAACUCUUUAAAAACUCAUUUGGACGAUAAAAGAGAUAAUAGUGAAAAGAAGACAAGCUUGGAAGAAACUGCAUUACAUCCAAUUGAGAAAUCUCCAUGUGUUGAGCUAGACGAGGAUGAUUGCUGUAUAGAUUUUGUUCCACCUUCUCCAGAAGAAGAAAUUAUUUCUGUGGGCUCUUCCUCAUUAAAAACCUUAAGUGUGAUAAAAGAUCUUGAUUCCUCGGAUGGAACGAAGGAUGUUCUUAGCACAUCUGAGAAUGUUUUGUCCAAACCUGAGGAAAUGACCACACGACAGCCUCAUCAAGGAACCAGGACAGUCUGUCACGCUAAGCAGUUAAGUGUACAGCAGCAGCUUAUCCGUGUGAUGGAGAACAUCUGUAAGUUCGUUGAUACCAUCCCUGAAGAUAAACUGAGAGCUUUGGAUUGUGGGAACGAGCUGCUUCAGCAGCGGAACAUAAGAAAGGAACUCCUCGCUGAUGCAGAUUUGAACAGAAGCAAGGCCGGUUUUCUGGGCCCACUGUGGCGCUGCAGGCCUGAUCUACUUGAUAGCCCUGUGGAAGGUGUGACAUUUUCACAGGGGGAGAGCUGCCCUACAGAGAAUUCUGUUAAGGAGUUACACUUCCCACACUUUCCCUCAAAUGUUGUCUCCACUGGAGAGUGUUUACCAACUACUACCCCAGGAAGGACCGGAUUCUCGGCCACUGCUAAGAAUUGCUUUGACAGACCGCUAUUCAGUUCCCAUCUACCGAAGUCCUUUGUAAGUAGCAACUGCACUGCAACACCAAAGAGCGACGAAAGAUAUGAAAGCACCUGUUUCCCGGAAAAUGUUCUCACAAGCACUGCUGUGAAAGACCUGAAGAAAUACCCUAUCCCAACAAAUGGCUUAGAAAGAAGGGACGGUUCGGAAACCCAGGCCUUCUAUCAUACUGAUCACUUUGACAUAGAAGACUUCGAUGAUGAUGAUGAUGAAUGGGAAAAUAUAAUGCAUAAUCUAACGGCCAGCAAAUCUUCCACAGCUGCCUACCAACCUAUUAAGGAAGGGCGGCCAAUUAAAUCUUUAUCACAAGGAAUGUCUUCAGCCAAGACAAACUGCCUUCCCGGGGCAUUCACUGCUCACCAUAAAAACUUCUCAGAGUCAACUCAAAAUUAUAUCGACAAGUCGGGGCAAAAUUUUGCGUCCAAAAGUGUGAAACAUGAACGUUUCCAAAGUGUUGACUUUCCUCAUACAAAAGAAAUGAUGAAGAUUUUUCAUAAAAAAUUUGGCCUGCAUCAUUUUAGAACUAAUCAACUAGAGGCGAUCAAUGCUGCACUGCUUGGUGAAGACUGCUUCAUCUUAAUGCCCACUGGGGGCGGUAAGAGUCUGUGUUACCAGCUCCCUGCCUGCAUUUCCCCUGGGGUCACUAUUGUCAUCUCGCCCUUGAGAUCGCUAAUUGUUGAUCAAGUCCAGAAGCUGACUUCCCUGGAUAUUCCAGCUACAUACCUGACAGGUGAUAAGACUGACUCAGAAGCUACAAGUAUUUACCUCCAGUUAUCAAAAAAAGAUCCCAUUAUAAAACUUUUAUAUGUUACUCCAGAGAAGGUCUGUGCAAGCAACAGACUGCUUUCUACUCUGGAGAAUCUGUACCAGAGGAAGCUCUUGGCACGUUUCGUUAUAGAUGAAGCACAUUGUGUCAGUCAGUGGGGACAUGACUUUCGUCAAGACUACAAAAGAAUGAAUAUGCUUCGGCAGAAGUUUCCCUUGGUUCCAGUGAUGGCUCUUACUGCCACUGCUAAUCCCAGGGUCCAGAAGGACAUCCUCACUCAGCUGAAGAUUCUCAAACCUCAGGUGUUUAGCAUGAGUUUUAAUAGACAUAAUCUGAAAUACUACGUAUUACCCAAAAAGCCUAAAAAGGUGGCAUUUGAUUGCUUAGAAUGGAUCAGAAAGAAUCACCCAUAUGACUCCGGGAUAAUUUAUUGCCUCUCUAGGCGAGAAUGUGACACAAUGGCUGACACGUUACAGAGAGAUGGGCUCGCUGCUCUAGCUUACCAUGCUGGUCUCAGUGACGGUGCUAGAGAUGAAGUACAGCACAAGUGGAUUAAUCAGGAUGGCUGCCAGGUUAUCUGUGCCACCGUUGCUUUUGGAAUGGGGAUUGACAAACCGGAUGUGCGAUUUGUGAUCCACGCGUCUCUCCCUAAAUCCAUGGAGGGUUACUACCAAGAAUCUGGCAGAGCUGGAAGAGAUGGGGAAAUGUCUCACUGCCUGCUUUUCUACACCUAUCAUGAUGUGACCCGACUGAAAAGACUGAUAUUGAUGGAAAAGGAUGGAAACAAGCAUACAAAAGAGACUCACUUCAAUAAUUUGUACAGCAUGGUCCAUUAUUGUGAAAAUAUAACAGAAUGCAGGAGAAUCCAGCUCUUGGCUUACUUUGGUGAAAAUGAGUUUAAUCCUGAUUUUUGUAAGAAAUACCCAGAUGUUUCUUGUGAUAAUUGCUGCAAAGCAAAGAAUUUUAAGACAAGAGAUGUGACUGAUGAUGUGAAAAAUGUCGUGAGAUUUGUUCAAGAACAUAAUUCACCACAAGGAGUGAGAAGUGUAAAGCAUGCAGGUGCUUCUGGAAGGUUUACUAUGAAUAUGCUGGUUGACAUUUUCCUGGGGAGUAAGAGUGCAAAAAUUCAGUCGGGGAUAUUUGGAAAGGGAUCUGCUUAUUCAAGACACAAUGCUGAGCGACUUUUUAAAAAGCUGAUACUUGACAAGAUUUUAGAUGAGGAAUUAUAUAUCAAUGCCAACGACCAAGCAAUAGCCUAUGUGAUGCCCGGAGCGAACGCCCAAACUGUACUGAAUGGGCACUUACAGGUGGACUUUAUGGAAACGGAAAAUUCCAGCACUGUGAAAAAGCAGAAAGCCUUAGUGGCAAAGGUAUCUCAGAGGGAGGAGAUGGUCAAGAAAUGUCUUGGAGAACUUACAGAAGUCUGCAAAUCUCUGGGCAAAGUGUUUGGUGUCCAUUACUUCAAUAUCUUUAAUACUGCCACCCUCAAGAAGCUUGCAGAAUCUUUAUCGUCUGAUCCUGAGGUUUUGCUUCAAAUUGAUGGUGUGACUGAAGACAAACUGGAAAAAUAUGGUGCGGAAGUGAUUCCAGUCUUACAGAGGUACUCGGAUUGGACACUGCCAGCCGAGGACCCCUCAUCCCUGACAAACGUGCCCGGCAGCCGAGCCUCCUCCGGAAGAAGUGCCCCUGAGGACCUGGAUGACGAAUCAGCCGUGUCUUCUCACUAUUUUGCAAAUAAAGCCAGAAACGAAAGAAAGAGGAAAAGGAUGACCGCCUUCCAGAGGUCGAAGAGGAGGAAAAGUGGCCACAGCGCUUCCACGGCAAAAGGGGCGCACACCACGAGCAGAAAGACAGCCUAUACAACAAAAUCCGCGGACACGUUUGGCUCCGGUCCCGCCUGCCUUGGGGCUCAAACUACCUCAGUAGCCAGUAGGAAACUGGGGAUCAUGGCGCCACCAAAGCCUAAAAAUAGGCCGUUUCUGAAGCCUUCGUAUGCAUUUUCCUAAUGACCACGUCUCGAUGAACACAGAUCCGUUUCUUGUUUGUCAGCCUUGGACCAUCUGUGAAUAUAAAACUGUGAGUCUUGUCACACCAUCGGUAAUUUUUUUACCCGGUAUCUGUUAAUAUUUAAAUAAAUGCUUGGGGUGAUGGUU